Molecule: messenger RNA, 642 nt
Organism: Synchiropus splendidus (mandarinfish)
Lineage: Eukaryota; Metazoa; Chordata; Actinopteri; Syngnathiformes; Callionymidae
Exons: 5
Coding region: 1-642 (213 amino acids)
Source: RefSeq, a predicted model, not a curated record
AUGGAGAUGUUUGGCCACUGCUCAGCCUCUAUCCUCCUCCUCUUCGGCCUCCUCAGCGGCUCGGCCCCGACUCCGGUUCUCCAGAUGGAGACGUACGAAGACGCCUUCAACCUGACCCGGACGACCAAAGUCCUGGUGAAGCAAGUGCUGAAGAGCUACACGCGGCAGCAGCUCGGAGAUGAGGACUUUGAAGACCGGAGCCGACAACUGAGGGACCUGCCGGAGCUUUCCAUGGAGUUCUACAGCUGGAGGCAGCUGACGGACUGGGAGCGGCUCCAGCGAGCACUCACGGACAUGCAGGCCUACUGGAACCGGCUGGAGUGGAGCAGGACGCAGCUGGAGAAGGAGAGCAAGAGCACAGACGCCUCCUUACCCGAUGGCAUCCGGCACAUUCAGCUGGACCUGAGAGACCUGAUGGUCGAGGUCAUCAGCCAGAUGAGUCGCCUGAACUCUUCCUGGAUCAAACCCACCGUCCCCGCAGCUGUGAAACCGCUGAGACGGGCCACGCAGGACUGGGACCGGCGGGUGGAGGGUUACGUGGUCCUCAGGGACCUGAGCCUCUACCUCAUCAGGCUGGCGCGGGACUUCCUGCUGCUGGAGUCCCAGACACAGGCGGCCCAGUCACAAGACGCCGACCACUGA